UCAUAAUAUAUAUUUCAAAUACCCAGAUCAAGUAUUAUUUCUCAAAGCUUCAUUGAUAGAUUAUACAUCCACAGGCCUAUAUCCACCUUAUUAAUUCUCUCUCUCUCUCUCUAUCUCUCUUUCUUUUUCGCUGUGUAAUUUAAAGAGCAUAAGAGAAAAUGGGUCUGAGAGACAUAGGGGCAUCACUUCCUCCGGGGUUUCGUUUCUAUCCGAGCGAUGAAGAGUUGGUGUGUCAUUACCUCUACAAGAAGAUCGUGAAUGAGGAAAUUCUCAGGGGUACUUUGAUCGAAAUAGACUUGCAUACAUGCGAGCCAUGGCAGCUUCCAGAGGUGGCGAAGCUCAACGCAAACGAAUGGUACUUCUUCAGCUUCCGAGACCGUAAAUACGCCACAGGAUUUCGGACGAAUAGGGCGACGACAUCUGGAUAUUGGAAAGCGACAGGGAAGGACAGGACCGUGCUGGACCCAAUGACACGCGAGGUGGUAGGGAUGAGGAAGACGUUGGUGUUUUACAGGAACAGAGCCCCCAAUGGUAUGAAAACCGGUUGGAUCAUGCAUGAAUUCCGCUUGGAGACCCCACACAUGCCCCCCAAGGAGGACUGGGUUUUGUGUAGAGUAUUUCACAAAAGCAGAGCAGACAACAGUAGCGCCAAACUCAGCCCACGGGACAUGUUUGAGACCGCACCUUCGUUUACUUUUCCUUGUAAUUCAUCUCCAACGACCAAUCAAACUGAGGCUCCUGGCUUCACCGCUUUCACGUCCAUGCCACCCCCUGAUUACCAAUACCAGAACCAAAACGGCUCUCUAAUGAAUCUCCUUCAGUUUUCUCGGGAAACAAACAUGGCCAGUACGGUCACUCAAAGUAUUCCAAAAGGCGAUCCUAUUGGAUAUGACGAUCAUGGGUUCUUGUGGGACGUGGACAUGGAAGAAAACAGCAACCACCACAAUGGCGUGGCCUCAGUACACCUGGACGGAAUGAGAUUCGACGUUGAUGAUGAUAGUAUGGUUGUGUUAUAAAAUUGUGCGCCGCUGUACAUGUCUGGUUCAUAUCACGCAAAUUACCAAAAAUUGUUUAUUUGUGAAAAAAUGCACAUAUGUGUUCAUUAAGUUUGGCUUUGAGGGAGAGGUCAGAUGCUUGAUUUGAACUUGCAAGAUGUUUUUAAGGUUGUUUCAUACUGUUCAAGUGCUUAGUGUAUUAUGUAUAAGGUCGAUUUGAGAUUCCCCCCCCCCCCUUCCUUCAGUGUAAUUUAGUUAUCCCAUUAGCACCUAUAGAGACCGUCCUUUUAUUUCGAGUGCAUUUAUCAGUAUCAGAAAAAUGCUCACUGUUUUAUUAAUCAUCAUGUACUGUGGUAUUAAUAUGUACGA
Neltuma alba is the source of this 1364-nucleotide messenger RNA. Its product is annotated as NAC domain-containing protein 21/22-like. Bases 159 to 1016 code for a protein of 285 amino acids. Gene Ontology annotation, biological process: regulation of DNA-templated transcription. NCBI's taxonomy places the organism in Eukaryota, Viridiplantae, Streptophyta, Magnoliopsida, Fabales, Fabaceae. Gene Ontology annotation, molecular function: DNA binding. The transcript has 3 exons. The record is from RefSeq and is a predicted model, not a curated record.